CUUAGAAAGAGUGACAACAUAUCCCUUUCAAUAAGAUAAAUAUGAGCAGUGGCCUUGAGGGUGUUACAACAAGCAAGUUUUGCGGUUGGCGCUAGUUGAAUUUGUCCUGUGUAGGCUCGCAAACCAGAUCGGAUACGCCCUUUUUCUUUUUUUUUUCGACUUUUUUUGCCUCACAAACAAAUACAUGGAAAAUAGUUUCAAGACUCAGGAGCUUAAACAACUAUUAUAUAAAGACCUAAAGAUAGACAUGGCCUUUCCUUUCUUUCCACUAGGCGCAAAAGCUGGCUCUGCUGCUUGUUGUGUGGUCGACACGGAUUGGAUAGAAAAACUCACUAACAAUUCAACCGAGAUUAUUGAGCUGAAAAGUCCACGUCAUUCUCGAAUCACAACCGAAGGAGGAGCUAAUCAGAAACAGUCGCCUACAGUCAAUGUAUACGUCAACCUGUUACUUAAAUCAACAGCAAAUAGUUUAUCUAUCUACGAGCCCUCAGAGUUAAAGGAUCAAAAGCAGUCGACUGGCGUGUCUAUCACAAAUUAUCUAAAGUGCUUGGCAGAAGGAAAGGAAGCAGACCAAAAGAUCGAAGCGUUGAAUGAUGCCUUUGGCGUAUACAAGCCAAUAUUUGAUCCAGCAGAUGAAACUCACGAGAUCUUCAUACAGAGAAUACUUGACCUACUUUGGCCCAAAUGUAACUGGUUUAAGAAAACAAGAGAGAACACGACCCAUAUCUUUCUUGAGAAAACGAAACGAUCCAACAGCCAAGAUACAACUGAAAACUGUAAUUCGAAUUUAUCAGAUAUGUUUGCUCUAGUUGAAACAGAAAAUGCGUAUUAUUUUUUAUCUUCUUAUCGGGGAACAACGUUACAAGAUUUACUUACUUACAAUCCCGGUGUGCUCAAUACAAAGUUGAAAAAGGGGUUUGUGACCUAUCAGUUGCUAAGAGUCAUCGCAAGCUUGCACAGUCGAGGCAUCAUGCAUGGGAACUUGAAGGCUUCUAAUAUAUUGAUUGAUGAAAAUCUAUGGAUACAAGUAACCGGGCUGGAGUAUGAACCUAAUCCUGCAGACUUUGACAUAAGAAAGUGGAUCUAUGAAAAGGAAAUGACAAAGAUGACUAAAAGCAUACCAGAAGAACCCUUGGUCAUCCAAUGGGUCAAGGGAGAUAUUUCAAACUAUUCCUACCUGAUGGCUCUAAACCAUUUGGCCGGACGACGAGAAGGAGACCCAAACUUUCAUCCGAUCUUGCCCUGGGUCACUGAUUUCUCUGGAGACCGCAUCGAGGACGGCUGGCGCAACUUUACGCAUACCAAAUUUAGAAUCAAUAAAGGCGAUGAGCAAUUAGAUUUUACAUUUGAUGGUCCUGUGCCACACCACAUUACUGAUAUUUUAUCAGAUAUCACCUAUUACGUAUAUCAAGCGAGAAGAACGCCUAUACCCGUACUCUGUCAGUUUGUAAGAUCCAAGUAUGAACCUAACGAGUAUCCUUCUUCCAUGCAGCGACUCUAUCAGUGGACGCCAGAUGAAUGCAUACCCGAAUUCUAUACAGAUCCAACUAUAUUCAAAUCUAUUCAUCCAGAUAUGCCAGACUUGCAAAUACCCAAAUGGGCUUCGUCACCUGAAGACUUUAUUUAUAAGCACGCUCAAGCACUUGAAAGUGAAUAUGUGUCUGCUAAUCUACAUCAUUGGAUUGAUUUGACGUUUGGAACCGACUUGACUGGAAAAGGCGCUGUGGAUGCCAAGAAUGUGGCUUUACCUUUACUAGCAGGACAAAAUAGCUUUAUGAAACAUGGUAUUAUACAGUUAUUCAAAGAUAAGCAUCCACAACGAGGAUGUAAUUGGGGUAAAGGGAAAAAGGAGUUACAACAAGCAGCAGGUACUGAAAAGGAACAAGCAAUAAAACAACCCUUUAUACAGCGACCCGCCAUGAUCGCAGUCAGCCGUAAGCAAUCGCCUUUUCAUUACGACAAUCCAAACGGACUCGUAUCCUCCCCUCUUCACGCAUUCUCCACAAGCACUCCAGCGACGACGACAACGACAACGACAACGACGGCCACAAACAGUAUCUUGUCCAUUAACCGAGACCGAACACCCUCUGUCCAUUCGACCACAUCCUCUAUAGAUACCAGUCGUAGCCUGCCCUCAUCCUUUACUGAGCCAUUGGUCUCUUCUUUACGCAACGAGCCCAUACGCAUGCCAAUAUCCAUCUGUGACAAUUGUUUCAUAGAAGACUUGGAGCAUUAUGAGCAUUUGGCUGCCUUUUCUAGCAAGUACAAGUUGCAAGUCGAUGAGCUCUCCGUUAAUCCCGUGUAUCCCAAGUCGCCUUUACGAUACAGUAUUGAUCCUACCGAGAAUCUAGAGCAGCCCUUGAACAUGUUUGCCAUAGGUGCAGCGUAUGAUAUGUACUGCCUGGGCAAGAUGAUUCAAGACAUUUAUACGGCCAAUAAUUCGAAUGUGGCAGAACAAGAAACGUCGUCUAAUGGAAUGGAUAUAGUGACUUUUGAAAAAACAGAGAUGCCUGUGGUCAUUAAAAAAGUAAUCGCUGCAUUAAGGUCGGAUGGUUGGGAAGAUAGGCCUACAGCCAAAUCAAUUUUAUCUGCUAGUGACCUUGGUUUUCCUUUAUCGGAGGCCAUACCUGAAAUGUAUGAGUUUUUAGCAGCGUUUCACCAAGCGGAAUGGUCGCGACGGCUGUAUUUAGCUGAUAAAUGGAUCGAUUGUAUCUGUGAAUUAGAAGACGAGGCUUUCAUGCUGAUUCUACCUAGCUUUUCUCAGCUAUUCACUCAUGUUGAGACACGAAUUGGUGCAGUAAGCCUGUUUCCAAAGCUGGCACAACGUCUAGGCCCCGAGAUGGCUCUUCAGCAUCUAUUGAAACGAAUCAUAUCCCUAUUUGAAGCACUACGACCUAAUUUACCCAAGACACUUUUUGACACCAAGAUCAUUUUUGAAUUUAUCAAACGACUGGGCAUUUUAAAAUUCUUACAGCAGAUGUUGCCAUGCUAUCUCGAGGCUCUCUCUGUACAGGAAGGAACGAAUAAGAAGACGGCCGAGAUGGCAGCGCAUUCACUCGUUCAUAUCUGUAUCUUCCUCGGUCCUAUCUUGACCUCGAAACACAUCAUACGCCAACUUGUCAAGAUCAUGCUUCGAGAGAACCAAGAUCGGACGAUCAUCAUCCAAGUCAUGGUUCGUAUUAUGAACGAAUUCGGUUCCACGUUCACAGCGGUUCAAUAUUCCUAUUUGAUCAGCCUCAUCGACACGUAUCGUGCCCAUCUGACUGUGAAGAAUGCUCGAACGAUCUAUUCGAUUCUGAUUUUACUUGAAGAAUUGUUGGCGUAUAUGUUGAAGGAAGCGGUUGUGACAGAGCUCAAGUCGGGAUUCAUAUCUACGCUUUACUUGCUUCUGGAACCGUUCACGGAUGAUGAAAGACCAUCCAGAGAAGACUUCAAGUUGAGAUUAACGCUUAGCGUUAAGACUAUCAGGUAUUUGCUCACAGUGAGCGAAAAGAUACCGGUUCAGGACUGGGACUCUACUGUCGUUCCUAUAUUACAAAAGUAUUUCUCUGGUUUCUCUGUGCUGAAUGAAGAAGACUCGGUAGAAGAAGAGUUGGCACCAUUGCAGACCCAAAAGAAUCAUCAGAUGAUGUAUGCUUAUUUCAAGUUUUGCUCUAUUGUCGGCAAAGAAAAAAUGCAUCGUAUGAUUCCAACAGGUGAAGCUAUUGAGAAUAUGAUGUAUGACAAAUUCUCUCAUGAAAAUCAAUUGCAAGCUACUUCUCCUACACCAGCCAUAUCUCGAUCAUCAACAAGAUUCAUCACUAAUCGAGCAUCCAUCGCAUCCUUAGCCAAAUCAGAGUCCUCACAGACAUCCAGUAAGUUGAUGUCUUGGAUAUCUGCAGGCAAGCGAGCGUCACCUGAGUCAAGUCAAAGCGACACAUCUUCCAUCAGUUCACUCACUGAUAGUCAAUGGAAAUACGAUAUAGAUGAAGAGAAGCUGUGCGUGUAUGCAUCAAGAGAUCUUUACGAAUUCGGGAUCCCUUCAAAGCCUCUUAUCGACACAACGUCGCCAGAGGACGCGACUUCAUCUGCAGGUGGAAACACAAGCUCUGCUUUUGGAACACCAGAUCAACGGGCCAAACCAGAUAGCUCCAAAGCGAAUGAAAAGGAAAAGAGCAAGGUGCCUACCAGUGUUCUGCCAUGGAAGACAAGAUGGAAGCCAUCCUCUGAAGACAUAAAAAAUUGGAAUCGGUUUCUAUCUACUAAUUCGGAAGAAAUGUCAAAGUCUAUGCAGUUUUCAUUCAAUGAUUUGAAACUGAGAGGAUUUGCUGGACAUACAGGCGCUAUCAAGUCAUUCUCUGUGAAUGAGCCUUCAAAGCUGUUUGCGUCUGGAUCAAGAGAUAAAACAGUCAAGAUAUGGUCAUUGAAUGUUCAUCAAGGUAUAGAGCACUGGGAAAUCGAUCCGUUCUCUGAAAGCUUGAUGACCUAUACUGGACAUAGACGAGGUAUCGUUCACGAUGUUCAUUUCUUGACUACCAUGAGUGAUACUGUAGCGAGCUGCGAUGGACACAUUCAUCUAUGGAAUCCAGAGACAGGAGUAGGACUACAUCAAUUCAACACUGGACGAUCGCCCAUUGUAUCUGUCAAGCCCAUCUUCCAUUAUCGCCAACUUGUUGGAGGCACAAUGGACGGUAAUUUGACGUUUUAUGAUACCCAUAAUCACACAGCAUUACAUGUAUGGAAAACUAGCUUGAGCACAACUGCAAUCUUUCGAGUGAUCGCUAUGAAUCCAUCAGAAAAGUUGAUUGCCAUUGGAUAUUCAACAGGCACCAUUUCAUUACUGGAAUCAAGAACAGGAACACUUGUGGCAAGCUGGAAAGGAGGAGAAAGCGAAAUUACUUCGAUGAAGUUUUAUACUGAUGAUAUACUUGUAUCAUGUGCAUCAGCUGACCACGUUCUCUAUUGCUGGAAUGUCAAUAGAUUAGCACUUGUUAAGAGUAUUCCUAUACAACAAGAUGUGACAUCACUUGAUAUCUAUAAGGAUGAAAUUAUCACAAUCAACAGUAAUAAUUCAGUAUCAUUUAUACCAAUUAAUGAUGAUUUUCAAGCUUACUCUUCCAAGUUUAAACCAUCGAUUAUCAAAUCGCAAGUGAGUGCAUUUGGUAUUAUACCAACGGAUCAAUUAUUACUAUUUGGCUGUGCAGAAGGCGAAAUAUUCUUGUAUGCAUAAGAUGCUUUGAAAUAAAUGGCAGAUCUCAAGGAUAUGGUGGCACUUUAUCUGAAAUGAAUUGUGUUACAGUAACAGCUGUAGCACCACUGAAAAGAGCGAUCCAGUGCCACAAUGAAGCUGUUUGUUUUUUUCAAUAGUGAUUUCCAAUUUGACAUCUGCCCUGUUUAUCAGUAGCUUGUUAGCUCUAUUUUAUGUGGCGAAAGUAGGGAGAAAAGCAUAAAUAACAAAAUGCAAUAACAG
Rhizopus microsporus ATCC 52813 is the source of this 5449-nucleotide messenger RNA. RefSeq lists its product as uncharacterized. NCBI's taxonomy places the organism in Eukaryota, Fungi, Mucoromycota, Mucoromycetes, Mucorales, Rhizopodaceae. The transcript is spliced from 18 exons. The coding region runs from base 185 to 5209 and encodes 1674 amino acids. Gene Ontology annotation, molecular function: protein binding. The record is from RefSeq and is a predicted model, not a curated record.